AUGUCCGACUCGAUCUACGCUCCACACAAUCAGGCUAAGCUGCAAGCAGCGCGAGACGCCGAUGCAGCUGCCACUUCGCCGGCCAGCUCCACUUCAGAAGCUGUUUCUGCUCCGCAGCAGACCAAGCAGCAAGAUCAGCGAGCCAACGACGAUGGCCUCCAGCGUCCCAAUUCCCACUUCACUCGCCCUCUCCUCUACAUCAGCGGAGUCGAUGCUACCAUGACAGACAAGGAGCUAGCCGGCCUGGUCUUCGAUCAGGUGCUCCCCGUCCGUCUCAAGAUCGACCGCACCGUAGCCGAAGGGCACCCUGCGAGCGGCACCGUUGAGUUCCAGUCGCUCGACAAGGCCGAAAAGGCGUACGCCACUGUUCGCCCUCCCAUCCAGCUCCGCAUUCAGCAGGACAUGUCCGCGAAAGAGCCAGUCGCCUCGGCCAAGCCGCGUCUCGUCAAGCAGCUGCCGCCGGGCACCGACGACGCCGCCCUCUACGAUCUUUUCCGUCCCUUUGGCCCGCUUCGACGAGCGCAGUGCUUGCUCACCAACGCAGCUGGCAUCCACACUGGCUUCAAGGGUAAGGCCGUGCUCGAAUACUACUCGGAGGACGAUGCCCAGCGCGCCGAGUCCGAGAUGCACUGCAGGGAGAUCGGCGGCAAGUCGAUCUCAGUCGUCGUCGACAUUGGGACUCGCAAAGUCAGCGCGAGUGCCGCCGAGUUCCGGCCGUCUGCUGCUCCCUUUGUCCCCGGCAGCAGCAGCAGCGGCAUGAGUCCGUCAGCUCCUCUGUUUGCCCCCUCUGCACCCGGCUCUCGUUCCGUCUCGGCGGGGUCGUCUGCUUCCAUCUAUGCUACCACCUCGUCUUUAUCCGAUCCUCGCAACUCUGUUCCUACCCUUGCUCAAAAGAGCACUCGCGGCCAGCUGCAGUACUCGAGUCAGGCAUCCACCUUCGUCGACCCGUGCAACCUCUUUAUCAAAAACCUCGACGCCGACAUCGAAUCCAAGGACCUCUUUGACACAUUCAAAGCGUUCGGUCACAUUGUGUCUGCACGCGUCAUGCGCGACAAUGACGGCAAGAGCCGCGAGUUUGGCUUUGUGAGCUUCAAGGUGGCGGAGGAGGCGACACAGGCGUUGCAUGCCAUGGACAACGCCAAGCUUGGAAGCAAGAAGAUCACGGUGCGUCUGCACGAGCCCAAGACGAUGCGCCAGGAAAAGCUCGCCGCGCGCUUCAACGCGGCCAAUGCCGAGAGCGCCGAUGCAGCUUCAGCUGACGGCGACAGUGCUAGCGAGACGACCCGCAAGGCUGACAAGCGCCAGAGCAGGAGCUACUUCAAAGCGGGCGUGCCAGCCGACGCCAACGGUUUGGCGGACGAAGAGCAGCUGCGCUCGCUCAGCAGUGUGGUGCGAAACGAGCUGCUGUGUGGCGAGUUCACACGGAGGGUGCAGCAGGUGCCUUCCAUCGACGAAGCGCAGGUCGACGACAUUGUCGGUGAGCUGCUCAAGCUCAGACUCGGCGAUGCCGUUGAGGCGCUCAACAACCCCAUCUCGCUCAUCCAGAGAGUCAAAGACGCUCGAGAGCUGCUCACACAAGCGCCCGCCUCGGCCUCGACGCUGGGCGCGCCAAACCCGGCCAUGCUCGGUGUUCAGGCGCAGCGCAGUGUCUCGAGCACGUCCUCGAAUGGCGAAGGUGGCGCAUCAGUCAAGGAGAGGGAAAGGCUGCUCUUGGCGGUUCGCUCUGUCGCUGAAGCGGAUGCACCUAUCGAGGACAUUACUGACAUGCUUGCGAGCCUUCCUAAGAAGGACCGGGCGCUGGCGUUGUUCAACCCAGAGUUUCUCAAGCAAAAAGUGGAAGAGGCAAAGGACAUUCUCGACAUUACCGAUGAUAGCGGCGAGGAUUUGUCGCCGCCUCGCGAUGGGAACGGCAGCAGUGCAGCGCCAGCACCGGUUCCCCCACCGACGUCGACCUCGGCCGUCCUCAAAGACUCGAGCAACGGCCAGAACUCGACACCGACCACCACCACCACCACCUCCUCCUCCUCCUCCACCACCACAACCACCACAGCCCACACGCUCUCCUCGCUCGCCGCCCUCCCCGCCGUCGAGAUCAUCCGUCUCGCCUCCUCAGCCUCCUCCAGCUCCGGCCUACCGCUUGCCAAACCAGACCCGGCGACAGUCACCUCGACCGACGCCUUCAUCGACUCGCUGCAGGGUAAAGCGGCGCACGACCAGAAACAGAAGCUCGGCGACCAGCUGUUCAAGAAAGUGCGCAGCUUUGGUGUCAAAGGCGCGCCCAAGCUCACGAUCCACUUGCUCGAUUCCGAGGAUCUGCGGGCAUUGGCGCAUCUGAUGAAUUCGUACGAGGAUGUUUUACGCGAGAAGGUUCAGCUCAAGGUUGCUGCUGGGUUGAACAAGUGA
Molecule: messenger RNA, 2403 nt
Organism: Sporisorium graminicola
Lineage: Eukaryota; Fungi; Basidiomycota; Ustilaginomycetes; Ustilaginales; Ustilaginaceae
Exons: 1
Coding region: 1-2403 (800 amino acids)
Molecular function (GO): RNA binding
Source: RefSeq, a predicted model, not a curated record